This is a messenger RNA of Xiphias gladius (swordfish), 1749 nucleotides long. It is a transcript of the gene casq2, whose product is annotated as calsequestrin 2. The record is from RefSeq and is a predicted model, not a curated record. The coding region runs from base 303 to 1580 and encodes 425 amino acids. Gene Ontology annotation, molecular function: calcium ion binding. The transcript is spliced from 11 exons. Lineage: Eukaryota; Metazoa; Chordata; Actinopteri; Istiophoriformes; Xiphiidae. Gene Ontology annotation, cellular component: sarcoplasmic reticulum lumen. Gene Ontology annotation, biological process: regulation of cardiac muscle contraction by regulation of the release of sequestered calcium ion.
AGGCCCGACAGUGCUCCUGUUUCGCCUUUGUGUCUGCAGAGAGAGGGAGUGAAGGAGUGAUCACACUGGGAGAAGGAGUUGUUGGGUCCUGAAGAUGCUUUAGAAAUUGGAUUUCUGUGGACAGCUUGAGAUGCUUGAGAACUGCCACUCACGGACCACUUUUUAAGUCUAAAACUUUCUGCAGCAUUUUCUACUCUGCGCUCCCUUUUCACAGGGCUUAGGUGACCUUUCUGGUUGUCCAGUUUUAUAUUUUGAAACUAAACCAUACUCUGACUUUUCGGGGUGUGUGGUAGGUCUGGACCAUGCUUUCCUUGUGGUUGUUCCUACUCCCUUGCCUGAGCCUUGUGCGUCUGGCCCCGGCUGAAAAAGGCCUGGAGUUCCCACAGUAUGACGGCAAAGACCGCGUCCUAGACAUCAAUGACAAGAACUACAAGAAAGCCUUGAAAAAGUACAGCAUGCUUUGCCUGUUCUACCACGAGCCUCUACCAGACAGCAAGGAGCUACAAAAGCAACACCAGAUGACUGAGUUGGUGCUGGAGCUUGUAGCUCAGGUUAUGGAAGAGAAGGAAAUUGGGUUUGGAAUGGUUGACUCCAACAAAGAUGCAAAGGUGGCGAAGAAACUGGGUUUGGAAGAGGAAGGCAGUGUAUAUGUUUUUAAGGCCGAUCGAGUGAUCGAGUUUGACGGCUUGCUCUCUGCUAACACCCUGGUGGAGUUUUUGUUGGAUCUACUGGAGGAUCCGGUGGAGGUGAUAGGAAAUGCUCUGGAAUUGAGAGCUUUUGAUAGGCUGGAGGAAGACAUCCGACUCAUCGGUUAUUUCAAGAGCGAAGACUCUGAGCACUAUGAAGCAUUUAAAGAAGCUGCGGAGCAGUUCCAGCCCUACAUUAAAUUCUUUGCCACAUUUGAGAAAUCCGUGGCCAAGGAGCUGACGCUGAAGCUGAACGAGGUGGAUUUCUAUGAACCCUUCAUGGAGGAGCCCGUCACCAUCCCAGGCAAACCUCACUCUGAGGAGGAUCUGGUGGAAUUCAUAACUGAACACAGACGGCCAACUCUGAGAAAGCUGCGUGCAGAAGAUAUGUUUGAGACCUGGGAGGAUGAUAUCGAGGGCAUCCACAUUGUGGCUUUUGCAGAGGAGGAGGAUCCUGAUGGCUUUGAGUUCUUGGAGAUCCUGAAGGAGGUGGCCAGGGACAACACUCACCUACCUGACCUCAGCAUCGUCUGGAUUGACCCUGAUGACUUUCCCCUGCUGAUCCCCUACUGGGAGAAGACCUUCAAGGUGGACCUGUUCAGACCACAGAUCGGAGUGGUCAAUGUUACAGAUGCCGACAGCGUGUGGAUGGAGAUGGAAGAUGAGGAGGAUCUGCCCAGUGCUCAGGAGCUGGAGGACUGGAUUGAAGAUGUGCUCUCUGGCAAAGUCAACACUGAGGAUGAUGAUGAUGAAGAUGAUGAAGAUGAUGAUGAUGAUGAUGAUGAUGAUGAUGAUGAUGAUGAUGAAGAGGAGGAUGAUGAUGAAGAGGACGAUGAUAAUGAAGAGGAUGAUGACGACGAUGACGACGAUGAUGAUGAUGAUGAUGAUGAGUAAUUAAGGAGAAUAAUAAAUCUUGACUCCUCAGUCUUUACUCUUCAAGCUGAGUUGAACAUGGACUUCAAACAAAUGUAAAGUAACUUUUCACUAAGAAAUACUACUUUAAAAUUUGUACUGAAUAUGUGCCUGAUACUGAUAAUGAUAAUAAUAAUAAUAAUAAUAAUAA